GCUCCGCCGGGCCCAGACCCGAGGCGAAGGCCGCGCUGUCUUGCGGCCGAGUGACCGCCGUGUUCGUGCCUUUAUUGCCCAACCAUAAAUGUUUUCCCCCAUAAUUUUGUUCUGCCCUAGAAUCAUGGAGUCAUUAAAGAUGGAAGAAGCCUUUAAGAUCUCUCCCUCCGACCGCGCUCCCGGCACUGCCACUGUAACCACUGAACCACAGCGCCCAGCGCCAGGGAUGGUGCCUCCACCGCCUCCCUGGGCAGCCCUUCCCAAGUAUUUUCACCAAACAAUGAAAAUACUUAAUCCGAAUCUCCCCUGUCUCAGCUUGAGGCCGUUCCCCCCGCUCCUCUGUAGGCCCAGCAGAAGAGCCCGAUCCCCAGCUCACAACAUUUCCCUUGGUUGUAGAGAGCAGUGAGGUGCCCCCGAGUCAUGCCUUUGUGCCUGUAUUUGUCCUCCCCAUGAUUGUGCUUUAUUGCCCAACCAUAAAUGCCUCCCCCUCAUAAUUUUGUUCUGUCGUUACGUUUGACUGUUUCCCCUGGAGCAGCUCUAAAAAUAGGGGCUGCCAUUAGAACCUAUAGGUUUUUGCACUUUCAAAACAGUGUAGUGACCAAUGAUUUAAAUCUGUACAGCAUAUACAAAAUUGAUUGGAUUCCAGGGUCUUGGUAUCUGAAAACACUGAAAAAUGCACAUACUGCACAGCUGGGCAAUUCUCAGGUUUCCAAGGAAAUUCCUCACAUCCCUCACGGGAUGUUUGCCAAUGACAAACUCUGACUACCUAUUUUAUAUGUUAUAGUUGAAGGGAUGCAUUUCAUGCCCUACAAAUUGAUGAUGCUGGUGCCAUGUGUUCAGCAUGGCACUGCCUAGAAGAGCUCUGCAUAUUUUUCAAGGCCAAACUUACCUGUUUGCAGUGACAUUUGCUAACCUACAUUCUUACAUAACGCUGUGCUUAGUAUGCUUUAUAAUCCUGUUUUCUCCUAACUUGUCCUGAAAGGAGAAGAAUUAGGUGGGUUUUCAUUUGAUGGUUCUAUUAAUUUAAUAGAAAAUUGCUAUGUUUCUCAGCAGUCAUGAGUUGGCUUUGCUAGAGUUAAACCCCUUUAGUAAGUACUUCUCUGCUGGAGCAAAGUUAGACACAAUUCUUUGAAGAAGGGGCCCCUUUGCAGCUGCCUCUGAGAUUAACAGUACUGGGCUUUUAAAAAACAAUAGUUUAACUUUGGCACCAAAAACCUUUGCUUGCCAUGCUAAAUAGAAGGGGUUAGGCUUUAUUUUCACAAGUUUAAAAUACUCAGUGUAGCUCUGAAGCCUGAGGUGGAAAAAAAAGCCUUCUAUUUUCUUUCCCUCAGGAAAAGAGUUAUGCAGAGAAUGUGUGAGCAGAUAAUAGACUAAUUCAAACCUUCAGACCAGAUGUCUUCAGAAUCACACUAUCGCUCAAAUUAAAGCAUAAACAAACAUUUGUGACUGACGUAGCUCCUUCAAAUAGGCAAAUGCCUCGGUCAGGGUUGCUCAUUUUGGGACAGACUGAGAGAAAGCAGAGUCAAAAUGAAGAAGUUUCUUGUGUUUGUCUCCUUUUUGGUCCUGCUGACCACUGUUACAGACACUUCACCAAUUUUGUCUGAAAAAGAUGCCAAACAGAUGCUGAGGACUCGUCGUGAAGAGAGACCAAGAAAAGCUGGUUUCCCUGAUGAACCAAUGAGGGAGUAUAUGCUUUACCUCCAGCGCUUGGAGCAGAGAUCAGAAGAACAAUUCCUUGAACACUGGUUGAAUCCUCAUUGCCUCCCACACUGCAACAGGGACCUGGUGCACCCAAUCUAAGGGGUUUGCCUACUCUGCAACUGAUAUAUAUAUAUAUAUAUAUAUAUAUAUAUAUACAUGUGUUAAGGAGGACAAGAUUAUUCCUGCAUUGGCUACGUGCUCACUGUAGAGCAGAACCUCUCUGUAGUACAGUGCAAUCCUCAUGAUACAGCAGAACUCCCAGCUCUAAGUGGCUUGAUGAGUUAUAAACAACCAUGUAUUUUCUACCAGCAAUGAUUGCAUGCAUGAACAACUGAAUUGAGGGUUUCCACAGUUUCUGAGGCAACUGAUUAGUCCUAGAGUAUCCUUUUAAGGGCACAGGUUUAGACUGCCUGAAGCAAAAAGGAACUUGGAGGGAGAGGUCAAUAGAAAAUUGCAGAAUACCAGCCAGCUUUCUGGGCUUUGGAGUAAUCCUUAAUUACAGUUUUCUAGGUUAAAUAACAGUAUCGCACGAAGACACAACAUUUAUGUCACACACUGUCUUACUGCCUGAUGAGUAUUUCAUGCAUUGUUCCAUAAUAAAAGCUUGAGCCAA
Molecule: messenger RNA, 2314 nt
Organism: Cyanistes caeruleus (blue tit)
Lineage: Eukaryota; Metazoa; Chordata; Aves; Passeriformes; Paridae
Gene: C19H17orf67
Product: chromosome 19 C17orf67 homolog
Source: RefSeq, a predicted model, not a curated record